AGCCGCUCGGAGGAGUGGACGCGCGAGCGCUGCGGAGACGCACUCGCGAGGCUGGACUGUGCGACGCGCGUCACUCGCGCCACACAGCGCUCCAGCAAAGGAGACGCGGUCAGCAUCCGCCGGAGCGAACGAACGUUAUCUAGCGCGAAACACGCCGAGUGCAGAAACUAAAUCGCCACACUGCAAGUUGUAGCGCGAGCCCGAAUUAUUAUUAAAAGGAAAGCCGUGGUAGCCGCGCGCGCGCGCCCGCUCCCACUGCCAACCGCUGCUGCGUCCGGGAGGGUGGGCUACAAGUACAAAAAAAUUUGUACUCUUCCUGUGUCUGGAAAUGGCUCUGUAGGCACGCGCUUCCGCCGCAGCCCCCUCUCCUCGGAGCAAGAUUCCUCGGGCCCCCCGGAGCCGGCAUGGCCGCCUCCAAGAGCGGCUACGAAGGCAAGAUCGCCGGCCUGUACGAUCUGGACCGCACUCUGGGAAAGGGCCACUUCGCUGUGGUGAAGCUCGCCCGCCACGUCUUCACCGGGCAGCUGGUAGCCGUCAAGGUGAUCGACAAGACGAAACUGGACGCCAUGGCAGCGGCCCACCUGCUGCAAGAAGUGCGCUGCAUGAAACUCGUGCAGCAUCCCAACGUGGUGCGCCUGUACGAGGUGAUCGACACGCAGACGAAGUUGUACCUCAUCCUGGAGCUGGGUGACGGCGGCGACAUGUACGACUACAUACUGCGUCACGAGGGCGGAGUCUCCGAGGAGCAGGCGAAAGUGCACUUCGCUCAGAUCGUGCAUGCCAUCGCCUACUGCCACCGCCUUCACGUGGUGCACCGCGACCUCAAGCCCGAGAACGUGGUCUUCUUCCCCCGGCAGGGCACGGUCAAGCUCACCGAUUUUGGCUUCAGCAACUACUUCCAGCCGGGGACCAUGCUGAUGACAAGCUGUGGCUCUUUAGCCUACUCUGCUCCUGAGAUCUUGCUGGGGGAGGAGUAUGACGCUCCAGCUGUGGAUGUUUGGUCCCUGGGGGUGAUCCUGUACAUGCUGGUGUGUGGACACGUCCCCUUCCAGGAGGCCAACGACAGCGAGACCCUCACGAUGAUCAUGGACUGCAAGUACAGCGUGCCCCCCCACAUCUCGCAGGAUUGUAAAGAUCUCAUCUCGCGAAUGCUGCAGAGGGACCCUGCCGGUAGGGCUUCGCUGGCGGAGAUCGAGAGCCACCCCUGGCUUUGGGGCGUGGACCCCUCCCCUGCCGGCCGGGCUCCUGCGCCCCUCACGUCCCACCGCAGCCUCUCCCAGGAGGAGCACGAAGCCAUCCUCCAUGCCAUGACCAGCGGCAAUAUUGCUGAUCGGGACACCAUCCAGGAGGCCCUUGAAGCUGACCGUUACAACCACAUUACAGCCACCUUUUACCUGUUGGCGGAACGGAUCCUGAGAGAGAAGCAGGAGAUGCCUGGGCGAGCUCAGCAAGAGGACAGCAUCUGGACCAAAUCCUCCCAGCAACUGAGGCCUCUUUCAGCCCCCGUUGAUCUAUGUGAAAGGGGCCCCCGGCGUGGCCCCCUCGUCGUGGCCCCCUCAAACCAGGUGUCUGGUGGUACCUCCUGCAGGAAGAUGGUAGAGGUGGGAGACAAAGGGCAAAGACCCCUGCUGCUGCCACCGCUCAGCUGGGAGGAGAAGGGGAUGGGGCUUUCUGUCACUCCUGUCAAGAACAUUUGUGCCCUGCAGCAGAUCUGCGAGGAAGAAGAGGAAGGGGAGGAAGCAGGAGAACAGCAAGCUACUCUGCCAACGCCUCCAUUAAAGCGGGGUAUGGUGGGUCCAGCAGAACCGCCACCGCAGAACAUUACGGGUCAGGCAGCACACCAGCAGACCCGCAGCGUGAUGUCAGGGCGCAGUUUAGGAACAGGCGUGUUGGACUCAAAAGGAACUUUGAAGGAGAGCAGUCCGAGAGUUCUGGAUCAGGAGGAAAGUGACAGGAGCCUGGAAGAACAACCAUGCUGUAUUUCUGACCAAGGGGUGAAGCAGCAGCAUGACGCAGAGCAGCGGAACGGUGGCGGACGCAAGGGAGCGGGGCAACAGGAGACCGACGUGCACGGAAGGGACGCGGUCAAAUUAUCAGCGGUGCUCGGAUGCGCGAAGGGGUCCGACGUGAUUCUUGGAAGCCGGAACCCGUUAAAGGCGGAGACACGGAAUGCAAGUGAUCCGGAGAACGCGGGUUCGGGUAAAGGUGGCGGAGAUGUGCCAUCAAACAGGUUAACGUGUGUGGUAAAGGAGCAGGAUCAGACAAAAAACGACACCUGGCCUGCAGAACCCCCCCGCAGUGAGGAUGAAUCCCAGCCGCGCUUCCGUAGCAGUAACGUGGACCGUGCGUCACGGGAGACCCCCGUGGCAGAAUGCAGGGAGGGAGACGCAGACACGCCGAAAGAGCACAACAACAAUACUCUGCCUCGCUCCAAGCUCCUGGGGCCAGAGCAGACGCGCGCCCGCGUUGGCUCCCCUCGAACCCGGCCGCGAAAACACUCCGCGGACCUCGGUCUAGACGGGGUGGAGGCUCGAGGGGGCGCCCCACCUCCCGCCGGCCCACCUGACCCCGGGCGCCCGUGGAAUCCCGACGUGGAACGGGAGGGCGGCGCGUCCCCGGAGCGCUCGUGCCAGGCGCGGAGCCAGGGCGGUCCCGCGGAGACCGGCCCCAACCCGGCCGCGCGCGUGGGCCCAGCAAAGGCCAAGAACGUGAACUUGCGUGAGCGCUUGCUGCAGCUCCCCUUCUGCGAGAAGGCCUUGUCCUUCAACAUCCAGCCUGCCUCCAAGGAGAAGCUCAUGCCUUUUGCGCAGUAUAACUGCUGCCACGUGCUCUAGGUAUACCUGACCCUCCCAGCCCACGGUCCUUGGAGGCACUCGAUGCUCGGCAGGGCCCGCCGGCCACCACCCGGCCACCAGCCAGUCACCGCUCCUCGCCAGCAGCGUGACGGCGUGACCGCGUAGCACCCGACCCACCCAGCGCUUCUUUUGCCGCUUCUCUACAAACCAGCCUCCCGACGCUUCCGUGCACACAGCAGCGUUACCCGUUAGCGCUAUGAGCUGAGGAACGCUCCGUUUCCUACUGUGAAAUGAGAGGUCAAAGCUAUAGUUCUUCUUUGCAGAAAACACUUUCCCGACACACUCUAAGCCACGUGCUAUAGCUUCAUCACACUGUGCAAACUUGUGCUAAGAGCCCUGGUUGUGCUGUAACCCAGACCCAAGUUUGACGUGCGUACCUUGCGUGCUGUAUACAUAUUGCACAUAUUGCAGCUGUCUGCCAAACACGAGUAGAGAUGUAGUGCAUGUUGGGCAGAGCCGGACUGCCUCGUUUCUCGUUUCACCCUCGUACCCGAGGUUCCCCCCCAUAGCGGAGCGGACGCUCGGACGGCUUGCAGCUAGGGUGGCCGUGUGCAGCUGUGCGUCCUGGGACGUUAGGCAGCCCCCGAAUUUCAAAUAUUUCACACCGAUUUUGUGAAGACAACCUCCCGAAGUGGACGGUGCCACGAGUCAUGGGGAUUGCGUAUUUUAAAUACGUACAUUUCAAUUGCGCCAAAGCGAUGGCGUUAUUUAACGCUGGCCCCCGGAAGCCCUGGAUGUGCGGAGGAAGGACUGUAGAGUCGCUUGUUGAAUUUUGCAUGCGUUUCCUGGACUUGCUUGAGGUUCUGCGUGAACAAACGCUACAGGCUUGUAGCUUGCACGGCGAGAAGAGAAACGAGACGACCCGUUUCGUACGGACUGCAACAGGGCUGCAACGUUAGUGUUGCCAGUAAGCGUAAUGUGUGUAAUGGAGUCCCUUUUUCCCAGCUGCUGCUGGUUAAUCCUUCAGAUGAAGACAUAUCCCGCUGCCCACCGUCUUAUGCCCAGGUUGUCUCAACACUUGCGGAAAAUGCAGGGCCUGUUUGUUUUUUUUGAUCACAGCUGGGUCCAUACGCACCCCUCUCUCUCG
Scleropages formosus (Asian bonytongue) is the source of this 3942-nucleotide messenger RNA. It is a transcript of the gene snrkb, whose product is annotated as SNF related kinase b. The transcript has 6 exons. Gene Ontology annotation, cellular component: cytoplasm. Gene Ontology annotation, biological process: intracellular signal transduction; protein phosphorylation. NCBI's taxonomy places the organism in Eukaryota, Metazoa, Chordata, Actinopteri, Osteoglossiformes, Osteoglossidae. Bases 405 to 2834 code for a protein of 809 amino acids. The record is from RefSeq and is a predicted model, not a curated record. Gene Ontology annotation, molecular function: ATP binding; protein serine/threonine kinase activity.